CGAAAUUGAGAGAUUUUUAUAUGUGCUUCUGUAGGGGACAUCGAAAUUGAGAUUAUUCGGUUUUAACCCAGUAUUGGCUAGUUGCUUCUUAUUAAUACAUUUCGGGUUGUACCAAUAUUCUCCAAACUAACGUGCUAAUCAUUGUUUAAGUUUGGUGUAACGGCAGAAUAACUGGUCGAUGGUUGUUUAUCAAAGGACAUCUAGUGUUAGUAAAGAGUUGUUGCAGUUCUGUCAAAAUAUAUAUAUAGUUGAAUAAACCAUGAAGCUCCUGGAAAACUCAAGUUUUGAGGCCAUGAACAGUCUGCUCACUAUUGAAACGGGAGACUGUAAGAUAAUUGGACGUAUUGAGAGCUACUCCUGUAAGAUGGCUGGUGACGACAAGCAGAUGUUUAAGCAGUUUUGUCAGGAGGGGCAGCCGCACGUGCUGGAGGCUCUGUCUCCUCCGCAGAGCUCCGGAAUCAGCCCCAACAAAUUGAGUCAGAGUUUGGAAGAUGGGGAGGGUCCUCUCUCGGAUAAGUGCAGCAGAAAGACUCUCUUUUACUUGAUCGCCACUCUCAAUGAAUCCUUCCGGCCAGACUAUGACUUCAGUCGCACCAAAGGCCAUGAUUUCAGCAAGGAGCCCAGUGUUAAUUGGGUGUUUAAUGCAGUGAACAGCAGUUUGUCUGCUGCUGCGGGCGAGGUGUACAGUCACCUACAGCCUCAGUUAUGGGAAGCGUUAGACAAGGAGAUCAGCCUUGCUGAAUGUGACAUAUACAGUUACAAUCCUGACCUGGAUUCAGACCCAUAUGGGGAAGAAGGCAACCUGUGGUCCUUCAACUACUUCUUUUAUAACAAAAGACUGAAGAGGAUUGUGUUCUUCACAUGCCGUUCUGUCAGUCUUUUCAUGGCUCCACGAGACUCUGGCAUCGGCACAGAAUUGGAUCUGGAAUUGGAUGAGGGCAGCUAUGAGGAAGAGGAAGAGGGGAACAUGGAUGAAGAGAGGUAUGGUGCACUGUGUGCCUGGUGAAGCCCUCAUCCCUGUCCUCUGGAGCCUGCAAUCUCUUGCCUGAGUUUUUAUGCCUGUUAUUCUUUUCUGUUUUUUAUGUGUUCAAUUUUAUAUUGUUGGUCAUUUCUUAGGAAUGGAGAGAUGUUGUAAUCCAGAGAUUUUCAAGUGCUGGUUAUUGCACUUUAACUUUUUCCUUGACUUCAUUGCAUUCACUAGACUUACCUCUGACACCGGCCUUUGAGGGAACCAGUGUGAUGUGUGUUGGGAUAUUUUUACUGUCGUGUUUUUUUUUUAUCUCAAAUGAGGUCUUUUUUUUAUUUGUCUCUGAGUGUAAGUUGAAUUAUGCAGGUUUUAUUCUCCCUCUCUUUUCCCCCUCAACCCUGUUCAAUAUCUCCAGUAUAUUUUAUGUCUCCAUAAAUGUCACAGUAUUUUCACUAGGUGGCAUAUUUCAACAUCUCAUCAUCUUUGCUUCCUGCCUCUAGUUACUCUUUACUGGCAUUUUGAGCAUAGUUCAGAUUUAAAUGUUUAAAUCCAGUUUCCAUAUUUGUUAGGCCUACACGUGCUCAUAACUCAU
Rhinichthys klamathensis goyatoka is the source of this 1559-nucleotide messenger RNA. RefSeq names its product MAF1 homolog, negative regulator of RNA polymerase III a (gene maf1a). The coding region runs from base 260 to 1006 and encodes 248 amino acids. Lineage: Eukaryota; Metazoa; Chordata; Actinopteri; Cypriniformes; Leuciscidae. The record is from RefSeq and is a predicted model, not a curated record. The transcript has 7 exons. Gene Ontology annotation, cellular component: nucleus. Gene Ontology annotation, molecular function: RNA polymerase III core binding. Gene Ontology annotation, biological process: negative regulation of transcription by RNA polymerase III.